CGGCGCGCGCGGCGUCGGGCGGAUCGCGCGCGCGGCCGCCGCGGCCAGCGCGAGCGCGACGCGGCGGUUUCGUCGCAUGGCUUUUGGUUUUCUUUUGUUUGCGCUCUACCGCGGCACUCGGCGCGCGCGUGGGCCAGCAGGUGUCCAGGCAGAGCACUGAGAGUUGGCUGGUGAGCGCGGUGCGGCACGGUUUGGCUUGCCGGUGGGCUUGGGUGAUGAAUGAAGAACUCACGAGCUUGCGGGUGCGUCUCUAACCGCUGCCGAUUGGGUUUUAAUCCGCCUGUGUUUUGCAGGAUGCGGGGCCUCCUCUCCGCGCCUCCGCCGCCCGCGUCCCAACCAACUCCUCAGCUCGCGCUACGAUGUUUCCGAACCCCGGGGCUGCUGUUUCUUUUCGAGCGGCUUCACUCGCAUACGAGCUUGUAUCAGAGAAGCCCACCCAAGACAAACCGCGACGGGAGCGGAGCCGUUUCGGGCUCUCUGGUGGACGGGCGGCGGAUUUGCAACUUUGACGUAAGUCGGGCGCAUGCCACGUUGCACGAAACCGUACGGGGUCAAAAUCAGGAUAUCUGCGACAAGCCGCAAAAUUGGCCCAAACACGCCAUCUACGCAUCUCCUUGCAAGCAGAGCUCGUUAAGCUUCAAAGCUCAGCCCAGCAACGUCCCACAGCGCGCGUCGUGCUCGCACGCGCCCCAGCGGCCCCAAACAAGGCUCUCGACGGCAACCAGUCCGGCUUGGAUGGCGCGCCUGCUCCUGCUCCUCGCGGCGACGAGCCACGGCCUCCGCGGCCCCGCUCAGGUCAAGCCCGCGAUCAAGCCCGCCGCGGCGCCCUGGGCGGGCCUCGCGCGCGCGGCGGCCGCGGCCGCGGCCGCGGCCGCGCUCUGCGCGGCCGGGCCGGCCCUCGCGGAUAAUGAAUUAGCGGCGAAGUACGGCGGCGGCCUCGACGCGUCGCUCAUCGACACGUCGUGCUUCAAGCCCGACGGCGCGUGCGGCGCCGCCGCGCAGUCGUGUUUGCGCACCGACGACUGCCGGCGGGGCAUGACCUGCACGGCGAAGUGUCUGGGGGACAACGCCUGCAUCACGGGCUGCUUCGCGAAGUACGGGAACGCGCCCAUGGACGACUUGCUCGAGUGCUCGAUCGAAAGGCACGAGUGCAUCAAAGUGGCCAUACUCCCGCCGGGGCCGGACAAGGCCGCCGACGCGCCGAUGCCCCCCUUGACUCCCGUAUCGAACUUCGACACGAAGUCCCUGGAAGGGAGCUGGUACAAGGUCAUGGGCUACAACAACCGGUACGACUGCUUCGACUGCCAAAAGAACUCCUUCAAGCAAGCGGGCAAGGACAAGCUGGACGUCGACGUCGAGUUCCAGAUGCCCCGGCCCGGCCGUAAUGGCGAGGCGUCGGCCUACCCUUUACGUUUGUCUGAGAAGCUUGUGUUCGACUCCAAGCAAGCUCCUGAUAGUGUCCUAUCGCAGAAGAGAAGGCACGCGAGAACGGAAGGCCACAUGUUCGGCCUGACCUUCUGGGAGAACUGGUCUGUUAUUGGAGAGAAUAGUAAAGACGAGCCGGAAUUCAAGUUCGUGCACUACAGCGGCAAGACGUCCCAAAAUACGUACGAGGGCGCGUUCGUCUACGCGCGCGAGCCGUCGCUGCCGGCUGGGGCCAAGCAACAUGUCUAUGCACUCGCAAAACAGGCGGGCUGGUCUCCCAGUGAAUUCUGCGCCGUGCGCAACGGCGCGGACGUCUGCGACGCGCCGCCCGCCGUCGACGCGACCUUGACGGCGCAGCAGCGCGGCCUGUUCGUGGGCGGCGCGGCGGCCGCCGAGGUCGACGAGGCGGGCUUCUCGAGCGACCGACAAAAGGGGUCCUUGUUACCGAAGUGGCUGGGCACGGCGGUCGACGAGGUCGCCUCGUACGCGGAGGACCCGCACGUGACGGAGCGCUGGGUCUUCUCGCAGCAGAAGAAGAUGGGCGACUGA
Molecule: messenger RNA, 1974 nt
Organism: Pelagomonas calceolata
Lineage: Eukaryota; Pelagophyceae; Pelagomonadales; Pelagomonadaceae
Source: the annotation of a GenBank genome assembly